AUCAUAAGUAAUGCUACUUCCCAGCCACAAGUCACUAGUCUGCAAUGAGGAGGAUGCAGUACGUAAACACAUUGAUUCUAUGCUUCCUUGCAUUUCUCCCUGAAUCCUAUUGCCUUUAUGCAGCAGAAAAUGAAGACCAUGCAGAUAAUUCCCUCUUUAUACCAAGCAAAGAAAAAGCCAAUGCUCACAGUGGUAAGAGUCAAGAAAACAUUGCCCCCAGCAAUGAGACUGGAGAGGUUAGCGGUCCCAGCGAAGAGGCCAUAGUGCCUAGCUCCACCACUGGAGAUGCUGGAGAGGACAGUGCCCUUAGUGAAAAUGCUGGAGAUGCCAUCUUCUCCAUUGAAGAGACUGAGGAGACCAUUCAAAAAGCCAGUCUCCCCAGAGAAGAUGCCCAAGAAAGCAAUGUCCCUAGUGAAGAGACCAGCAUUCCCAAUGGAGAGGACAGUGCCAUCAGCGAAGAGGCCAUAGAGGCUAGCUUCCCCACAGGAGAGGUCGGAGAUGCCACCUUUCCCAGUGAAGAGUCUGAGGAGACCAGCGUAGAGGACAGUGCCCCCAGCGAAGAGGUCCAAGAAGGCAAUGGCCCCAGUGGAGAGACCAGCAUCCCCUGCUGUGAAGAGGUCAAAGACCCCAGCAUAAAGGCAAGCACCCAAACUGAUAACAACAUAGAUGACUCUGACCUCAGCAGCGAGGCUAGUGCCCCCAGUGGAGAGGCCAUAGAGACUUGCGUCCCCUGCAGCGAUGCCAGACAAGAGAGCGUGUCUAACACCACCACAAGGAUUUAUUCUAACAAUAGCACUCUGUCCUCUCUGAAUAUUGCUGCGGCGAUUCUGUGUAUUUUGAUUCUCACACAAGUCAUCAUAAUCUGUGGAGUGAUGACAUUGAUAUACUGUUAUCGCAAGAAAGAUAAGAACUGUGACAUCGGCCAAGGAGAAAGCCAUGCAGAUAUUCCAUAACAGAAUACACUGGUCUAACAGAGAAGAUGUCAACAAAUAAACUUGUCUUAAGCUGGGUAUGGAUUUAACCAAUUUGUCUGAGCAGCCAUUUGUGUCUGUU
Molecule: messenger RNA, 1053 nt
Organism: Pseudophryne corroboree (corroboree frog)
Lineage: Eukaryota; Metazoa; Chordata; Amphibia; Anura; Myobatrachidae
Exons: 4
Coding region: 45-953 (302 amino acids)
Source: RefSeq, a predicted model, not a curated record